AUGGGUUCGAAAUCAGAGACAAAGGAAGUAUUAAUUACAUGUUUAUGCAAAGUCAAUAGAAUAGACACCAAGUUUGGAUGGUACUAUGUUGGGUGUCUUACAUGCAAGGCGAAGGUUAAGAUUAUAGGAGGAUCUUUUUGGUGUGAACGUUGUAAAGUGAAACCUAAACAUUCUGUACCAAGGUAUAAGAUACAAUUAGAAGUAUCCGAUAUAACUGAUUCAGCAACAUUUGUUGUGUUUGACAAAGAGGCUGAAAAACUUAUAGGCAAGACAGCAAACGAACUUGCAAACAUGCAAGAUGAGGAUUUGAAUGACAAUAUGUUACCAAGAGAAAUUGAAAAAAUUGUUUCCCAAGAGCAUAUAUUUCAAUUGCGGCUUAAUGAUUAUAAUUUGAUAAGAGGAUCGGAGAAUUAUACUGUUUCAAGAAUCUUUGAAUCACAUGUUUCAAAUAUCCAAAAGGAAACUCCAUUAAAUCAACACAUGCCUCUAAUUAUAACACUUGAGGGGUCCAGCUCUGAAAAUGAAGAUGAACAAAUCUUCACUCAAAGUUCUUCCAUGUCUUUUUCCUUACCUAUUGAAGAUAUAGAAAUAGUCGAUGAUGAUGAUGACGACAACAUUCCGAUCAAAUUGCUUUGCAAAAGAAAGCGACAUACUCAACACAAGAGUUUGAUCAACAAAAAGUUUCAAAACAUUGAUUGA
Molecule: messenger RNA, 699 nt
Organism: Corylus avellana
Lineage: Eukaryota; Viridiplantae; Streptophyta; Magnoliopsida; Fagales; Betulaceae
Product: replication protein A 70 kDa DNA-binding subunit D-like
Source: RefSeq, a predicted model, not a curated record